Rotaria sordida is the source of this 204-nucleotide messenger RNA. The record is from the annotation of a GenBank genome assembly. Lineage: Eukaryota; Metazoa; Rotifera; Eurotatoria; Philodinida; Philodinidae.
AUGAGCAAUGUGGUCAAAGAGAAUUUUAUAAUUGAAAAAUUCAACAUUCAAAUAGCUAUUCAGGAAGCAUAUAAAACUGAUUAUAUUGGUAAAAAUACUUGUGAUAAUGGAACUGACUUUGAUAUAUUAUUUAUACAUCGUAGUACUAAUGCAUAUAUCGGUAGUGAAGAAACGGCAAAUAUUUGUUUGAUUCAUCGACUUUAA